Molecule: messenger RNA, 465 nt
Organism: Acanthosepion pharaonis
Lineage: Eukaryota; Metazoa; Mollusca; Cephalopoda; Sepiida; Sepiidae
Source: the annotation of a GenBank genome assembly
AUGUCAUUGUCGAAGCGAAGUAUCUGGAGCGACUUUUACGGCCUACAUGAAAGACGUACGGCACUCUCCCACAAAUUGCCUCCACGUUUCCUGGUUCCUUCUUUCACUCUCUCGAUUUCUUUCCCGUUUCCUCUUUCCAUUGACGUUCUUUUUCUCUUUCCACAUCAUUUAUUUCGCCUAAUUCUCCCUCCUCCUCCCCCUUCCAAUCCUUCCCGCUUUUUUUUUCUUUCUCUUUCACCUUUAUCUUCAUCCUUGACAUCUCUCCGGACGUCCGGAAUAAUUUGCUGGUCACUCAGCCGCUCGGCUCGACAUGGUCAGUGUCUUGUCACAUUUGUCAGACUAAUGAAACCCUCAUGCCAUUCUACACAGGACCCACCCCCCUUGUCUGUUCCUACCACACGUUUCUCUUCCACCUCGCCAAUCUCUCUUGCUUCGAAAGGUGACUCGCUUAUUCGUCUCGACUGA